Molecule: messenger RNA, 1375 nt
Organism: Cornus florida
Lineage: Eukaryota; Viridiplantae; Streptophyta; Magnoliopsida; Cornales; Cornaceae
Product: cyclin-P3-1
Exons: 4
Coding region: 373-1050 (225 amino acids)
Biological process (GO): regulation of cyclin-dependent protein serine/threonine kinase activity
Molecular function (GO): protein kinase binding
Source: RefSeq, a predicted model, not a curated record
ACAACCAAUUUGGAGGGAGAAAAGGGGAGAGAGAGAGAGAGAGAGACUGUGUUUAUUGUGGCAUAAAUAAAGCAAUUUCUGAGUGGCAAAAAGUGUUGAUAACAUAGAGAGAUAUGGUUGUGACUCUCAGAGGAGGGAGGGAGAGAGAGAGAAUGGAACUGCGAUUCUGAUAUAAUCUCUCUCUGUCUCCACCGUAUCAUCUUCGUGCCUCGUGCUCAUGUAGAAGAAACAAGUACCGACUCAGACAAUACAGAUCUCUCACCAACCUAUGAUGGAUGGUUCAAACUUAAGAGUAAGUUUGACAUUUUGAGCUACAACAAAUUAAAGAAGAAAAAAAAAAAAAAAGCGCACAGAUAACAAGGACAACACAGAAUGGGCGAUUCAUGCUUGAAUAUGGGAACUUUGGCACUUGAAUGUGAGACAGUAAGCUCAGAUAUUUAUCUAGCUUUGGGGCUUAAAGAAUUGUGCAAGGAAAAUCCAGGAAUACCCCGAGUUCUGUCACUUAUUUCUACCCUUUUUGAGAGAUCUGUUCAAAAGAAUGAAAUGUUAUUGGAGACGAGACAAAUCAAAGAUGUUCUUACAAUAUUUCAUGGUUCAAGAGCACCUUCUCUGGGCAUUCGACAAUAUAUUGAUCGCAUCUUCAAAUACUCGUGCUGCAGCCCUUCUUGCUUUGUUGUUGCUCGGAUUUAUGUGGAUAGAUACAUUCAACGCGCAAAUAUUCACCUAACUUCCCUCAAUGUUCACCGGCUUCUAAUAACAAGUGUAAUGGUAGCGGCAAAAUUUAUUGAUGAUGCGUUCUUUAAUAAUGCAUACUAUGCAAAAGUGGGAGGAGUAAGCACAUCAGAGCUGAACAGAUUGGAGAUGAAGUUCUUGUUUGGUCUAGAUUUCCAACUUUAUGUAAGCGUUCCAGCGUUUGGGAAGUACUGCUCACAGCUGGAGAAGGAAGCCGGUGGAGGCCUCGAGAUUGAAUGGCCAAUCCUGGCUUGCGGAAUCAAAGAGAGCUGGUCAGCCAAAGAUGAUUCAACCUGCACUUCAACAAUUGCUAGAUAAAAAUUAGGAAGAAAUUUAAAUGUAACAUUACAAAUUCUCAAUCCACGACACGUGUCAAGUUAGAAAAUGGUUGUUGAAUUGGUAAGUUAGAGUUUCGCUGGGAUGAUUAUUAGAGAAACCAGAAUGUUUUUUGUGUCUUAUAAUAGUGUAUAGGUUAGGUUGGUCUGAAUUUAUCUGCUUCCUUUCUGAUUGAUUGUACGUCUUCAAAGUUCUUCAAAAUCGUCUGUUGAUUUUUACCCCCAUGAAGUUUGGGUCAUCCUUAGACAAAGUGCCUGUAUACAAAAGGUGUGUAUGCUUAAGAAAAGAAGUUCUGUUCACUGUUUCC